Rotaria sp. Silwood2 is the source of this 489-nucleotide messenger RNA. The record is from the annotation of a GenBank genome assembly. NCBI's taxonomy places the organism in Eukaryota, Metazoa, Rotifera, Eurotatoria, Philodinida, Philodinidae.
AUGUGUGUUCGUACAACAUGUGGUGCUAAACAAGCAUUAUUUAUAAAUGCAGCUGGUAAUGCUCUUGUUAUAAUUGGAUGUGGUAUUAUGGGAGUUAUUCUUUAUGCCUAUUAUGCUGAUUGUGACCCAUAUACAGCUAAAUACAUUUCAGGUAUUGAUCAAAUAUUUCCAUAUUUUGUUAUGGAAGUAUUAAAUGAUAAAAAAGGUUUACCCGGAAUAUUUCUUGCUUGUGUCUUUUCUGGUUCAUUAUCAACAAUAUCAUCUGGUUUAAAUAGCCUUGCAGCUGUUCUUAUUGAAGAUAUUUAUAAAGGAGGUGUAGUGAUGUUAUUAACAUAUAUUGUGAGUUAUCUUGGAUCAAUACUUAAUGCUGCACUAUCAUUAUUUGGUAUUUUAUCUGUUCCAAUAAUGGGUGUUUUUAUUCUGGGUUUCUUUUCUCCAAAAGCAAAUAGUCGUGGUAGUUUUAUUGGUUUUUUAGCAAGUCUUUGUUGA